GUGUACUACAGCCAAAACGCCACCGGUUGUGACUCGAACCUUAACCAUACAAUUAUAAUCCAAUUAACAUGUAAAGUAGGUCGUACAUUUGAUAAGGAGUGCUUAUGGUAUACAUAUCAUACGCACAUCGUCCUUAAAAACCCGGGAAAAUGGUCAAUAACCCACUUUUAACUAUCGCGAGAUUGACCUAGUAGGUAGUGUACAUACAGAAGUGAGUGAAUAUGUUGUGCAAAGAUCAAAAUGUACUGCUAAAGUCCUGCGGGAGAACUCUUGCAGUUUUUCUCUUACUGAUGCAAGUUUUGCCUGUGUUUCUGGAACAAGACGAAGAUAUCCCACAUAAUGAAGUGAAAAAUUGGGCUUUAAAGUUUGGUGUAGACCUGUGGGAAUAUGGAAAAAUGAUGACUAGAAUGAAUGAAUUGCAAAGGAAAUACCAUGAUGUGGAUAUAGACGUCGUGCGAAAAGAUGGAUUGAUUCUCAUUCGAGAAAUGGCUACGGAGGUGAAGAAUAUGAUGGAUUUUAAAAUGAGUGCAGUAAUGAGAAUAAUGGAUUCUGCAGAACAAGCGGCUCUAACGCCACGAACCGACAAUGGUCAACCGUUUAGAUAUUAUAACGCCAAAAGACUGAACGCCUUCGGGCGCGAUGGUAGACCAGCGGAGGGCACAAGGGAGAUGAUGCUAACUCCAAAUCCGCAUUUCGAUCACUUACCUGUUAAUACUAGUCUUAGUUCUGUACUUAUGCCUACUAAUAUUAAAGAAAAUGAUCCAGAAGUAAUUAAUGCAAUUCAAUGGUCUGAACACUUAGAUCCAUUGUUCAUAAAUAAUUAUGAAGGAGAUCCUUCAUUAUCAUGGCAAUUUUUUGGAAGUUCAACAGGAUUUUUAAGGAGAUAUCCAGGAAUUGCCUGGCCACCAGAAGAUAUGUCGACUAUAUGGCAAAGACCAAGAAACAAUCGCAACAUUUACGACUUUAGGUCUUCCUCUUGGUAUGUGGAUGCUGCAACGUCACCGAAGGACAUAGUGAUACUUGUAGAUAAUUCAGGUUCAAUGACAGGACACAGGGCUAAUCUAGCCCGAGCAACUGUCGAGGCAAUAUUAGACACACUAUCGGACAAUGAUUUUGUAAAUGUAUACAAAUUUUCCGACACAACAGAAGAAACAGUUGCAUGUUUCAAAGACCAGUUGGCUCAGGCAAAUAGUGAAAAUAUUCGAUACCUCAAAGACUCAAUAAUGAAUAUGAAGCCAGAAAACAUUGCCAACUUUACCUCAGCUCUUGUAACAGGAUUUGAAAUUCUUCAUAAGUACAAUCGCACUGGUCAAGGUUGUCAGUGUAACCAAGCAAUCAUGCUUAUAACUGAUGGUCCUCCUUCAACAUACAAAGAAAUAUUUAAAACUUACAACUUCCCUCACAGCCCAGUCAGAUUUUUUACGUUCCUUAUCGGAAAAGAUGCUAGUAGUGCACGGGAAAUGAACUGGAUGGCUUGUGCAAACAAAGGUUAUUACUCACGAAUUGAACACUAUGAACAAAUUAGGGACAAUGUGUUACAUUAUAUUGAAGUAAUGGCUAGACCUAUGGUGAUGUAUCAAAAUGAUCACCCAAUCCAUUGGACGCCUGCUUAUGUUGGUGGACGGGCCGACAGCUUUUCUGACGAUAAACAUGGUCAGCUUAUGACGACUGUCACCACACCUGUGUUUGAUCGCCGAAACCAUUCUGUACGAGUAGCCAAUGUUUUAGGAGUAGUCGGUACAGAUGUUUCAAUCGAUCAAAUAAAGAAAUUAGUUCCACCGUAUAAGCUUGGGGUAAAUGGAUAUUCGUUUAUAGUAAAUAAUAAUGGACAUAUUUUAUAUCACCCUGACUUACGACCAUUGGAAAAUAAUGAUCUCUACGAAGACACAUUAGAGCCUCAGUAUAUUUCUGUUGAUUUAAAUGAGGUGGAGCUCGUCGAAAAUGAAAAUGGUCCACGAGAGAAUCAUACUGUUCUCCUCGAUCUGCGGCAUGACAUGAUAGAUCAAAAAGAAGGAGAAACAGAAAUGAGCGUAAAAGUCCACUAUGACAAUAUGCGUCGUGUGACAACCAGAAGGAAUAAAUAUUUUUACAAUCCAAUAGAAGGUACUCCAUUUUCAUUAGGACUGGCUAUUCCGGAAGGAUACGGAAUGUAUGAAUUAUUAGCUGAACAAGAAAUUAAACAUAGCCAGAAAAAUGUUACCGAUUAUUUCAAAGGAGACAAUUGGAGAGUUCAUCCAGAUUGGGUAUACUGCGAAUAUACAAGUGGUUCUUCUGGCGAGCAGUGGUUUAAGACUGCGGAAGAACGUGUUUUACAUUUCCUGUCGAGAAGUCGAAGACCAGGUUGGAAAUGGAUGUCACUAAGGCCAAGAUCGCCACUGCAACGUGAACAUUAUCACAUAUCUACAAAGCAGGACAAAGAUGCUUAUUAUUGCGAUAAAACUUUGAUACAGUCAUUAGUUUUAGAUGCCAUGGUAACUGAAGGUUUAGAAAAGCAUCCGUUUAGGCCUCGCCUUGAAGAUAAGCAUCAAGGAUACGAAAUUUUUGGCCUAACUUUGUCAUUUGUGGCAACGAGAAGUGGUCUUCUUCGAUGGACUAAUUUAACUAACAUAGAAACCAAAGAACCUCACUUCAGUGAAAAUAACGUUCAUGCAAUGGAUGAAACUUGGUAUAAAAGAGCAGUUGACCAACAUUCAAUUGAGCCAGAAAGUUUUGUUUUUUCUGUUCCAUUCGAUGUUGGUUCUUACGGUAAACCACUUAUAACAGCAACGCAUGCUGUGUUUGUUGAACACAAAGGCCAUAGGGCCCCAGCCGCUGUGGUCGGCUUACAAUAUCAACAUUCAACAUUGGCGUCCCAUUUUCUUAAUAUUACAUCAAAGUGUAGUGCAGGGUCAUCAUCAUGUAGCAAAACCUGUGCUAGUGACAAACUAGACUGUUAUGUACUUGAUAAUAAUGGUUUUAUCAUUAUAUCUGAAAAUAAUGAACAUACUGGUAGAUUUUUUGGGCAAAUAGAUGGGACCAUAAUGGAUUCCCUUGUACAGGACAAGAUUUAUAAAAAAGUUGCGGUGUACGACUAUCAAGGUGUUUGCUCAAAUAAUAAAUUUCAGUUUAGUGGAAAAGCAAAUAAAAUACAGAUAUUCGACCCAGUCAAGCUGCUUGUUACUUUCUUAAUGAAAAGUUUUCUAAUAUUGAUUGCAGAAUUAAAAAAUGCCUACGGUACAGCCUUAGCAUAUACGCAAGAAGAAGACGAUAUGCUUGAUAAAUACUCAGAAUAUGAACUAGAACAAUAUCCUACAGGAGAAGAUAUAAUAGAUGAGCAAGAUCCAAUAAUUUCUCCACCUUCGAAUACUUAUUCCCCUUCUUUUAUACCCCCAUACGAGUCUGAUCCUAUGGAAGGAGUAGAUUUGGGACAGUUUGGCAUUAGACCAUGUGAUCGUAAAGUAGAUUUGUAUAUCCUACAACCAGAUAGACUGAAUACUAGUGGUCAAAGCAAUCCUUUAAAAGGAAAAUUAACAAACUGUCAUGUAACUGGAUGUGAAAGACCGUUUAGUGUGCAAAAAAUACCACACAGUAAUUUAAUUCUCCUCGUUGUGGAUACCAUGUGCCCAUGUGGAAGUAAACAAUUAAGUAUUAUACCGCAGGAAGUUAAUUACGAAUCUAAAAAUGGUGGAUGUCUUCAUAAACCAAAAGACAGUCUUUACAGGAGACGUCCUCCAAAAUGUAUAAAUUAUCAUCCUGAGGAGACGGAGAUUCACAUCUGUGGAUCGGCAUCGAAAAUGCCUAUUAUCACUAUAGCGUUGCUAUUGGGCAUUGGAAAUUGCCUUCUUGCUUUUCUAUCGUGAUUAAAUCCGUAUCUUAAAUUAGGUCCUUAAUAAUGAAUUUCAACUAUAAAAUGGUUGGCACUAUCUUUCUUAUCAUUUUACAGUUAAAAAAAUUAUAAAUGUAAUAUGAAUUAAUUUGCAAAUAGUAUAGUAGGUACAGUUUUUAUAAUAACAAAGUCGA
Anoplophora glabripennis (Asian longhorned beetle) is the source of this 3999-nucleotide messenger RNA. RefSeq names its product voltage-dependent calcium channel subunit alpha-2/delta-3 (gene stol). Gene Ontology annotation, molecular function: voltage-gated calcium channel activity. The record is from RefSeq and is a predicted model, not a curated record. Bases 222 to 3839 code for a protein of 1205 amino acids. Gene Ontology annotation, cellular component: voltage-gated calcium channel complex. The transcript has 25 exons. Lineage: Eukaryota; Metazoa; Arthropoda; Insecta; Coleoptera; Cerambycidae.